CCCCUCCAACAUGCCGGGCCGUGUGAUGUCAGUGGUCUUGUGCCGACCGACAGUUUCCGGCGAUAUUGUUCCAAUUGCAAUGGGAAAUUGUGAAAAUAUGGACGAGGCAACGAAAUUUAACGACGUAAAGCCGCCAAAUGAUAGUGACGUCAUCCGCCUCGUAAAAUCGCGUGUACGGACGUAUUUUAAUAACGAUGGAGUCAUUGAGCUCGAUGGAGGAUAUCACCUAUAUUUCGUCGUUGUCAUCGAAACAUUCUCCAAUAUGGUCUACUGUUGUGUGGGAGAAGCCGGAAUGGGAAUCGAGGAGGCUCUGGAAUUUUUGAACUCAAAAAUUCGAUCAAUAAUGGAUUAUUCGAAUAUUCAAAUGGUCAUCGCGCAGUCGAAUGCCUACGAUUUGCUGGGACAUUUACAACCGGAUAUUUUGAAAUUUAUUGUGAGUUUUUCCGUAUUUUUUCAUCUAAAUUUGGAUUUUUUUUUGCAGAAACAGCACAACGAGACGUUCCCCACGGCGCAACAGCAGCGAAUGAUUGAUAUUCGCCGGCAAGUUGACGAUGUUCGGCAGGUGAUGGCGGACAAUGUCGAGCGAAUUAUGGAGCGCGGGGAGCGUCUGGAGAAUAUGGAAAAUCGAACGGAAGCGCUGAGAACCUCGGCAACAUCAUUCAAAUCCACUGCCCGCCGUGUCCAACGUCAUUUCUGCCAGAAAAACCUGAAAUGGACCCUAAUUCUUCUGCUCGUCGUCACCAUCAUCGUCGCCGCCAUUGUGCUCACAAUUUUGCACAAAAAUGGUGUUAUAUGAGUGUGUGAAAAGUAUCGAUUUCCUCUUUGAUUUCCAUUUUUCUACGAGUUUUUGCUGAUGUUUUAACUUUUUUUUUUUUUGAUUUUUUUGUCAAACCGUCAAAACUAAUGUUCAAUUCACCCCUGUUGAUGUGCUUCUGUAUUUUCCUGUUUUUUUUUUCGCCAUUUUUUUGUACUUAUUUUGCCAUUUUUCACUAUAAACUUGUAUUU
Molecule: messenger RNA, 1005 nt
Organism: Caenorhabditis elegans
Lineage: Eukaryota; Metazoa; Nematoda; Chromadorea; Rhabditida; Rhabditidae
Gene: vamp-7
Product: V-SNARE coiled-coil homology domain-containing protein
Exons: 5
Coding region: 11-796 (261 amino acids)
Biological process (GO): vesicle-mediated transport
Cellular component (GO): membrane; cytoplasm; endomembrane system
Source: RefSeq, marked reviewed